Parnassius apollo (apollo) is the source of this 285-nucleotide messenger RNA. NCBI's taxonomy places the organism in Eukaryota, Metazoa, Arthropoda, Insecta, Lepidoptera, Papilionidae. The record is from the annotation of a GenBank genome assembly.
AUGGGUGUCGAAGCAGCAACUGGGAUGGCCAUAGCUGAAGUUGGUUUUAGCACGGUAGAAGAAUCUGAAAAAGUAAGCAAAACUGUUUUUAUACCUGUGGAGCCAGUAAAUACAGAGGAUAUAAUAAUUGUACCAAAUGAAGUUCCUGCUACUGAUGAUGAGGACUGGAAUACUCCUGGCUGCAGCAAGGAUCCAAAGAACUACGCUGCAGUAAGUCUACCUACAAGAAUUCUUCUCAUAGCACGGCCUCUUAUUAAAUCACUUCUAAUACAUAAAGUGGGUUGA